Molecule: messenger RNA, 759 nt
Organism: Lactuca virosa
Lineage: Eukaryota; Viridiplantae; Streptophyta; Magnoliopsida; Asterales; Asteraceae
Source: the annotation of a GenBank genome assembly
AUGGCGCCGUCGAAGCGUAAAAAUGACGGGAAAGCAGACAUCGCUUCCAAAAAUCUCAAGUCAACAAGAGCGACUCGAAGAUCGACGCGCCAAGCGAGCCAAGGGGUUGCGAAGGUGGUGCUUGAGGCGGCGCCGAAGAUCAAGAAGGCUAAGCUCAGCUCCAUGGAGAAGCCUGAUACAAAGGCUAAGCCCGGUUCCAAAGAGAAGCCACAACCAAAACCUAAAACAACAGAAGAAGCAGCAGCAGCAGAAGAUCCACCGUCUAACGGCGUAAAUGGUUCAAAGACGAUCGUGAUUGAGCACUGCAAACAGUGCACUCAAUUAAAAAAAUGGGCUGCGAAGGUAAAGCUUGGUUUAGAGACUGCUGUAUCUGGCAUUAAUGUGCUCGUCAACCCAGAAAAGAUUCUGUCCAGAGAGCUUAACAGAGAUUUUGAAGAAUUCUUAUCUUCUUCAUCAAAAAUGAAGCAUAUAAAAACCUCAUCGAUCCCAUGUUCAAUAUCUGAGAGUAACAGUAUCAGUAAAAGUGUCGAUCUUGAUUCCACUUCAGGGACAAUGGAUUGGCAGAAAGAUUUGGUUAAAGCUAUUCAUGAGUUGGUUUCAUUUUACGAAUUAAGGUUCAGUCAUGUUGUAAAAUUGGAAGAUAAUCUGUUCAAAAGCAAGAAAACAGCUCAGAUUUUUUUGCUCCAACAAGAUCGAAAAAAAAGGCUACGUAUGAUCCAAGAUAUCAUAGCAACCGAGAUAACUGCUAAUAAGCAAUAG